Messenger RNA from Ilex paraguariensis (yerba mate), 459 nucleotides. NCBI's taxonomy places the organism in Eukaryota, Viridiplantae, Streptophyta, Magnoliopsida, Aquifoliales, Aquifoliaceae. The record is from the annotation of a GenBank genome assembly.
AUGAUCCAAACAAUUAGAUUGAUACUCACCAGAGUUGCUACAAUGAGGGCAAAAUCGAGCGAGGGCAAAGUAACCAACACAACUCCAAUGUCAUUGCUCGAGGUCAAGCUGUCACUCCCUACGAAGAUUAUAUUUGGCGAUGCAGCCAUUGCACAGAAGUAUGAUGCAGCAGAACUGGCUCAACUGUCCAAGAUUAGGCUUGGUGAAGGAACCUUAGGUACCUUGUAUAAAGUUGUUCUUAACUGUGGCUCUAUCAUUACAAUGAGAAAGAUCCGAGAUGGUUUGGUUAGUACUGCUGAUCUCGAGUUUUGGAUCAAGUUCUUUGGCGGAUUAAGUGAUGAAUGGCUCUUGCCAAUGCAGUUCAGUUUAUGGUAUGGUGGGGAAGCUUUUGUUAUACAUGAGUAUUUGUGCUUAGGGAGCCUUGAGGAGCUAUUACAUGGUGAGAACAAAUUCUUAUAG